AGAGAAAAGAAAGGUAGGUGUAGCGAGAAGAGGUAGGAAAAAUCAAGCAUCACUCUCACUCUGUCCAUGCUACUACUACUAACUAAUAUAUAUUAACUAAUUAACUAAUUAUAUUAAGUACCACCACACUAAUUAACUUCACUCGUUCUUCGAUCCUUCUCUUCUUCUUCUUCUUCAACAGUUCAACUUCUUCCCCUUCCGCAACUACUAAAAAAGCUAAACAAAAACAAAAAUGGCAAUAAAAUCCAGCAAUCUCUUAACCACAAAGCCAUCACCACUAACAGCAAUGGUAACACUCCUAAUCCUGUUCAUCCUAGCUUUCUACACCCUCCAUUUCCCACACCCUUCCCUCUCAAACAAAACAACCUUCCAAAACAUCUUCCUUUCAUCUUCUUCCAACUCCACUAUAUCCACCUACCUCCGCACCCUCACCAUGCACCCUCACCUCGCUGGAACUAAACCCAAUUCCAAAACCGCAACUUUCCUCCUCAACCACUUCUCUUCCUUAAACCUCCCUUCUCACACAACUUCUUACAAAACUCUUCUCUCUUAUCCAUUGCACUCUUCCCUCACCGCGCAUUUUAGCAACCAUUCAUCUCCCCUCAACCUUCCACUAACCGAACCAUCCGCUCCAUCCGUGGUUCAUGCUUACCACGCUUAUUCACCAUCCGGUUCAGUUUUUGCCAAACCGGUGUUCGUUAACUACGGAAGAGACAUCGACUAUCGUGCGCUUGGGGUGGACGUUAAGGGGUGUAUAGUGAUCUUACGAAAAGGUGGAAACUUGGGGCGUAGCGCAAUGAUUGAGAAGGCUGAGGCAAAUGGGGCAGUGGCGGUGUUAAUCUACAACGACGAAGGUGACACGUGGCGUAAUGGUUUUGAGAGAGGUCACGUGAUGAAGGGUGUGGGGGACCCACUCAGUCCUGGUUGGGGUAGUAGUGUUGAUGGAAGUGAGAGGUUGAGUUUGGAAGAUAAUGAGGUUUUGAAAAGGUUUCCCAAAAUUCCUUCCAUGCCACUCUCUGCUGAGGUUGCUGAUACUGUUUUGUCUUCACUUGGUGGUUCUCCGGUGCCCUUAGACUGGAGGGAUGCCUUCAAUUCUAAGGUUACACAUGUUGGUCCUGGUCCCACUAUGCUCAAUUUCACCUACCUGGGUGAAAUGAAGGUGGCCACCAUUCAAAAUGUUUUUGCUGUCAUAAAAGGAUCAGAAGAACCUGAUCGCCAUGUUCUGCUUGGGAACCAUAGAGAUGCAUGGACUUAUGGUGCUGUUGAUCCCAGCAGCGGGACAGCUGCCCUACUUGACCUUGCUCGACGAUUCUCUAUUCUACUCAGUUCAGGGUGGAAGCCAAGGAGGACAAUCAUUCUAUGCAGUUGGGAUGCAGAGGAAUUUGGCAUGAUAGGAUCCACCGAAUGGGUUGAACAAAACCUUAUCAAUCUUGGUUCCAAAGCUGUAGCAUAUCUGAAUGUGGACUGUGCUGUUCAAGGCCCUGGUUUCUUUGUUGGCUCAACUCCUCAGCUAGACAGUCUUAUUCUUGAGGUCAUAAAAAAGGUGAAGGAUCCCGACUCCGAGGGUGUGUCAGUAUAUGAUACAUGGGCUGCUGCCGCUGGAGGAAAUAAUAUUCAGAGGCUCGGUAGAGUUGAUUCUGAUUUCGCUCCGUUUGUGCAACAUGCAGGGGUUCCAUCUGUAGAUGUGUAUUAUGGAAAAGGUACAUACCUCGCCAAAUUAGCUAGAGGAUUCUGUUUCAUAUAUGGAAAGUCGUGCUACAGCGCAGAUUUUCCCGUUUAUCACACUGCUUUCGACUCCUAUAACUGGAUGGCAGAGUAUGGAGAUCCAUUCUUCCAACGCCAUGUUGCUGUUACUGGAAUUUGGGGCCUUCUAGCCCUUCGCCUGGCUGAUGACUCCAUUCUUCCUUUCGAUUACUUGUCAUAUGCAAAUGAGUUACAGUUAUACAGAGAUAUUUUGAGCAACAUGUUAGACCAGAAAAUUUCUGUGCACCCAUUAACGUCGUCAAUUGAAGAAUUUGCUUCUGCUGCCAAAGAAGUUGAUGAUGAAUUAAAGGAACUUAGAUUGCUGGAAACUGCAGGUCAGUUUGUAGAUAUGAAAAGACGAGCGAUGAACGAUAGACUAAUGCUUGCAGAAAAAGGUUUCCUAGAUGGAGACGGACUUGAAGGAAAACAGUGGUUCAAGCAUCUUGUGUUUGGGCCUCCCAAUGACCCUGAGAAGUUAGAUUUCUUCCCUGGGAUUGCUGAUUCUAUAACUAGGUCAGCUAGCACAGGUGAAAGAGAACGGCUGGCAGAAAUUCAACAUGAGAUCUGGAGGGUUGCUAGAGCCAUUCAAAGAGCUACUUCUGCACUUAGAGGAGAAUUCACCUAAACCCUAAUAUGAAGAAAACUGAUCAAUAGUCGAUGGAAGAGUCUAUUUUUUAGUUACAUGUAAAUAUUAGUCUUAUGUUUUAUGUCUAUAUAACUGUACAUUAAUUAAGUUAUCAAAGGAGAAAUCAAUAUUUAACCGGUUUUUGCCCUGUUA
Cicer arietinum (chickpea) is the source of this 2521-nucleotide messenger RNA. Its product is annotated as probable glutamate carboxypeptidase AMP1. Gene Ontology annotation, molecular function: carboxypeptidase activity. Lineage: Eukaryota; Viridiplantae; Streptophyta; Magnoliopsida; Fabales; Fabaceae. The record is from RefSeq and is a predicted model, not a curated record.